CCAUCCCUGAACUACCACAGCAGUGCAAUUUUGGCAGCAGCACUUGACACCCUCACGGUUCCCUACCGGCUCUGGUCGUCCCAGGGCUCCAUGGUGCACUUUGCUGACUCCCUCACCUUCUCUGGGAGGAAGGUUGUGGCUGCGUGGGCGUCUCUCCCCUUCCCUGCCUUUCCCGGCUCCUCGCUCCCAGAGAUUUUAAGUGCCCACCAGCAGGACGUGCCCUGGAAGCUCCUCCUGCCCUCCUGGAGGGAGCAAAAGGUCAGCUGCUGUUUUGCUCAGUCUGUUGUGCUCCGAGGAGUUUGCAAAGAAAGGCCCAGCAGCAGCUCCCUGGGACAGCAGCCCCGGGCGCCCCUGCAGGGCUGUGAGAGCCCCGAGGAGAUGCUCCAGCUCUACCUCCACACCCACUUCCCAGGCUCCUUCAGCACAGCCCACGUGCUCCAGCAGCCCUGCGACACCCGACCUCCCUUCCCCCAGUUCUUCUCCCCUCUCCUGACCAGACAAGGCUUCCUCCAGGACAAAGCUCUGGGUCACUCCUCGGCAGGGCCCAGCAGAGGUGUGCAGAGCAUCCCCGUGCUGGCAGCCCUGCAGGCCUCCCCUGUCCUGCACCAGCUGCUCUCGGGCCUCUGGCGGGACCUGCGGGCGCGGAACGUGCGGCGCUGGAGCAGCUUCUUCACGGCCGGGGUGGAACAGGACGACUUCCAGCAGGCCCUGGAGGAGCUCAAGACUCUGUCCCAGUGCUAUGAAACGGGCUUUGGGGGGGAUGGCUCCGAGGAUGAGGCGGAUUCAGACUGACCCACCUUUAUUCCCAGGGAUAGAGGGAGUGGGAGCCUCUUUAAGACACUUUGGGAAUAACGGGAAUGGCUUUGGGGAUGAUCCAGCUGCUGCUUCCUUCUCAUUUCACCAAAAUCCCCUUACAAAGGCUGGCUUGAAUUCUCCAGCUACUCACAGCUGUGCUGUAGAGGAGGAAAGCUGCUUUUGGGGGGCUAUUUUUGUAUGUUUGGGGUUGUUUGUUUGUUUGUUUGUUUGUUUUUUAUAACUGUGCAAAGUG
Messenger RNA from Neopelma chrysocephalum (saffron-crested tyrant-manakin), 1048 nucleotides. Its product is annotated as protein misato homolog 1-like. NCBI's taxonomy places the organism in Eukaryota, Metazoa, Chordata, Aves, Passeriformes, Pipridae. The record is from RefSeq and is a predicted model, not a curated record. Gene Ontology annotation, biological process: mitochondrion distribution. The transcript has 5 exons. The annotation marks the transcript as partial. Gene Ontology annotation, cellular component: cytoplasm.